ACACUACUACAUUUUCCGAAGAGGAACUACAAUCCCCCAAACCCCCUUGUUUAAAGCCGACCGUAAACAGAAAGCGGAAACAAUAGAGAACCACAUACACACACCCUUGUCUUGGCGAUCUACUCAGGGAAAUAAAAUACCUUUACCUUUUAAGCAAUACUAUUAAAUAGACAUCUAAAGAAAAUACGAAGUCGACGAGUACUUGGGGGCAUUUGACUAAGUCGGUCACCAUGGCACUGAAAAGAAUACAGAAGGAGCUUCAUGACCUGCAGAGGGAUCCGCCAGCACAGUGCUCUGCUGGACCCGUGGGAGAGGACUUGUUCCAUUGGCAAGCAACAAUAAUGGGGCCAGGUGAUAGUCCAUACCAAAGUGGUGUCUUCUUUCUCACAAUCCACUUCCCCACCGACUAUCCCUUCAAGCCACCAAAGGUAGCAUUCACAACAAAGAUCUAUCAUCCAAAUAUCAACAGUAACGGGAGCAUCUGCUUGGACAUCUUGCGAUCCCAGUGGUCUCCAGCAUUAACUGUAUCAAAAGUUCUGUUGUCCAUAUGUUCGUUGCUUUGUGACCCGAACCCGGACGACCCCUUAGUUCCAGACAUAGCACAGAUCUACAAACUAGACAAAGAGAAAUACAACAGACUAGCAAGAGAUUGGACUCAGAAGUAUGCAAUGUAAAGGCCCUCCUGAAGAUUUUUUUUUAAGUCACAAAACACUGUAUAUUCUGGUAAUAGAAAGUAAACUUAGGUGAUAUGGAACACAUUGUAGUGUCAACAUUUAUCAUGUGAACCCAUGGACUAUGGAUGAUGUUGUGUUUACAGGGGGUAUACACUGCACAUAUGUACAUUAAGGGUGAUAGAUAUGGGGGACAACAACUGGACAUUGUUGUUAUCCCUACUUCCUGGUUUUGGGAACUUUUGUUUCUCGUCUCAUGAAUGGAAGAGGAAGUCAUUAGAAUACUGUAGCCCACGGUUACAUUCAGAAUACUGUAGCCUGCUGUUCCAGUCAUCAGAAUACUGUAGCCCACGGUUACAUUCAGAAUACUGUAGCCUGCUGUUAGUCAUCAGAAUACUGUAGCCUGCUGUUAGUCAUCAGAAUACUGUAGCCUGCUGUUAGUCAUCAGAAUACUGUAGCCUGCUGUUAGUCAUCAGAAUACUGUAGCCUGCUGUUAGUCAUCAGAAUACUGUAGCCUGCUGUUCCAGUCAUCAGAAUACUGUAGCCUGCUGUUAGUCAUCAGAAUACUGUAGCCUGCUGUUCCAGUCAUCAGAAUACUGUAGCCUGCUGUUAGUCAUCAGAAUACUGUAGCCUGCUGUUAGUCAUCAGAAUACUGUAGCCUGCUGUUCCAGUCAUCAGAAUACUGUAGCCUGCUGUUCCAGUCAUCAGAAUACUGUAGCCUGCUGUUAGUCAUCAGAAUACUGUAGCCUGCUGUUCCAGUCAUCAGAAUACUGUAGCCUGCUGUUAGUCAUCAGAAUACUGUAGCCUGCUGUUCCAGUCAUCAGAAUACUGUAGCCUGCUGUUCCAGUCAUCAGAAUACUGUAGCCUGCUGUUAGUCAUCAGAAUACUGUAGCCUGCUGUUACUCAUCAGAAUACUGUAGCCUGCUGUUCCAGUCAUCAGAAUACUGUAGCCUGCUGUUCCAGUCAUCAGAAUACUGUAGCCUGCUGUUACUCAUCAGAAUACUGUAGCCUGCUGUUCCAGUCAUCAGAAUACUGUAGCCUGCUGUUAGUCAUCAGAAUACUGUGGCCUGCUGUUAGUCAUCAGAAUACUGUGGCCUACUGCUACAGUACAACAUACUCAUGGCUCUGCUGACUGUCACCCAUAAAGAGGGAAAUUGAGGAAUCAAACCAGUUUUGUUUUUAUUGUAUCAAACUAUUCUGGACCUACUUUAGUUGUUUUAGCAUUAAGUCAGAACUUGUAUCAUUAAAACAUUGAAAUACAUUCUCUGCCAUUAACAGUGAUUUAGGGGCUUCAGUUAUGGCUAUGGCUUAUGCUGUUUAGCACUUUUGUAUAAUUAAAGAAUGGUACACUUUA
This is a messenger RNA of Oncorhynchus keta (chum salmon), 2025 nucleotides long. Its product is annotated as ubiquitin-conjugating enzyme E2 D4-like. NCBI's taxonomy places the organism in Eukaryota, Metazoa, Chordata, Actinopteri, Salmoniformes, Salmonidae. The record is from RefSeq and is a predicted model, not a curated record. Gene Ontology annotation, biological process: ubiquitin-dependent protein catabolic process; protein polyubiquitination. The transcript is spliced from 7 exons. Gene Ontology annotation, molecular function: ubiquitin conjugating enzyme activity. Bases 231 to 674 code for a protein of 147 amino acids. Gene Ontology annotation, cellular component: nucleus.